ACAGGGGAGGAAAGGAGAUGAUGAUGAUGAAGAAGAAGAAGAAGGAAGCGAGGGAAGGAGAUGGCGACAAGUGGGUGAACGACUCGUCAGUGGAUCACAGAGGAAAGGUCCCGCUCCGAGCGUCCACUGGUGUCUGGAAAGCCUCUCUCUUCAUCAUCACAAUUGAGUUCAGUGAGAGGCUGAGCUACUUCGGAAUAGCAACAAACUUGAUCUCGUACCUCACCAGGGUGAUCCAUCAGGACCUCAAGACAGCUGCGAAGAGCGUCAACUACUGGGCCGGCGUCACCACGUUGAUGCCCCUGAUCGGCGGCUUCCUAGCCGACGCCUACACCGGCCGGUUUGCCAUCAUCAUAUUCUCGUCCCUUGUCUAUCUUAUGGGUCUGAGCCUUCUCACAUUGUCUCAAUUCAUCCCAAGCUUGAGGCCGUGUGACAGUACCAGCCCUUGUAGCCGAGCUCGGAAAGUCCACGAGGUUGUGCUCUUUCUUGCCCUGUACUGCAUAUCGAUCGGCACCGGAGGCCACAAGCCUUGCCUGGAGAGCUUCGGGGCUGACCAGUUCGACGACAACCACGAUGAAGAGCGGAAGAAGAAGAUGUCCUACUUCAACUGGUGGAACUUUGGGCUUUGCUGUGGCCUCUUCCUGGGAGUGACAAUCAUAGUCUAUGUGCAGGACAAUGUGAGCUGGGGCGUCGCCGAUCUCGUCCUUGCCGUCACGAUGGCGGUCACGAUCAUCACUUUCUAUGCGGGGAGGUCCUAUUACCGGUACCGAAGUCCCGAAGGAAGCCCUCUCACGCCGUUACUGCAGGUUUUGGUCGCAGCAAUCCGGAAGCGAAACCUGCCUCACACUUCAAGUCCCGACUCGCUCUUCGAAGCCCCGGCAUCAGAGAGUUCUCACAAGCGACUCCUUCACCACACGAAUCGACUGAGAUUCUUCGACAAAGCCGCGAUUCUUGACGGAAGCAAGGAGGCCUCCAAUGGAGAGAAAUAUAAUCCAUGGAGACUUGCAACAGUGACCCAAGUAGAAGAGAUGAAGCUGGUGCUGAACAUGAUCCCCAUUUGGUUGACCUCGCUGCCCUUCGGGGUAUGCAUCGCGCAGGCCUCGACUUUCUUCGUCAAGCAAGGCGCAGCGAUGGACCGGAGGAUCGGCAGUGGGGGUCACAGCUUCGAGAUCCCCGCUGCCAGCACCUACGCCCUCGGUGCCGUCGGGAUGAUAAUCUCGGUGACCAUGUACGAGAAACUGCUUGUCCCAAUCCUGAGGAAAUCCACGGGCAACGAGAGAGGCAUAAACAUACUCCAGCGGAUCGGAUUCGGCAUGAUCUUCUCCGUCGUGGCCAUGUCAGUUGCGGCCCUGGUUGAGGCAAAGCGGCUAAGGACAUGGAAACACGACAUCCUCGUGCAAGGAAGGGCGAUGACCAAACCGUCCAUGAGCGUGUUCUGGCUAGCGCCGCAGUUCCUCAUCCUUGGCCUCGGGGAUGGGUUCACGCUCGUCGGCCUGCAAGAGUACUUCUACGACCAAGUUCCCGACUCGAUGAGGAGCCUUGGGAUCGCAAUAUACCUGAGCGUGAUCGGGGGCGGGAGCUUCCUGAGCAGCUUCCUCAUAAUGGUCGUCGACCACAUCACAAGGCGGGGUGGCGACGGCGGCGAGGGCUGGGUCGGGAAGGACCUGAACUCAAGCCACCUCGACCGGUUCUACUGGCUGCUCGCGGCGAUAAAUCUGGCGAACCUCUGCGUUUAUGUGGCCAUUGCGAGGAGGUACACCUACAAGAAUGUGCAGAGGAGGGAGGUGGUUGCGAACGAUUGCAGAGAAAAUGGGGAGGAUCAUGAGGCAAGGGCUUGAUGAUUGCCAUAAUCCAAAUUGAAAGUCUGGUAAAGGAAGUAUGCACCAUCUUGACUUAGCAAUAUUGCACGUGCUAGUUCUUACGGCAUUGGCGU
Messenger RNA from Rhodamnia argentea, 1930 nucleotides. Its product is annotated as protein NRT1/ PTR FAMILY 5.6-like. Lineage: Eukaryota; Viridiplantae; Streptophyta; Magnoliopsida; Myrtales; Myrtaceae. The coding region runs from base 18 to 1835 and encodes 605 amino acids. Gene Ontology annotation, molecular function: dipeptide transmembrane transporter activity; tripeptide transmembrane transporter activity. The transcript is spliced from 4 exons. The record is from RefSeq and is a predicted model, not a curated record. Gene Ontology annotation, biological process: transmembrane transport; dipeptide transport. Gene Ontology annotation, cellular component: membrane.